AUGGAUAGCCGAAACAGAUUUCAAGAUAAAGUCAUUGCUAUAACGGGAGCUGGUUCAGGAAUCGGUCUGGCCACAGCGCACUAUCUGGCCAAAGAAGGAGCCGCUCUCGCCCUCGCAGAUAUCCGUGAUGAAGCCCUGCAACAAGCAAGAGACUUGAUCACAGCACAAACACCGGGAGUCAAGCUUCACACAUACGCACUCGAUGUCUCUAAGAAUCAGGACGUGGAAGACUGGGUCGGAGCGAUCAUCACAGCCUUUGGUCGACUGGACGGCGCGGCCAACCUCGCUGGCGUAUUCAGCCGGACCAUUGACGGCAUUUCGACGCUUUCUGAUACAAACUGGCAUUCCGUGCUCGAUAUCAACUUAUCCGGAGUGUUUUACUGUCUCCGUGCACAGCAAAAGGUCAUCUCGAACGGAGGCAGCAUUGUGAACGCGUCCAGUGUUGCAGGCCUCUACGGGCAUCCCAACUACCCGGCAUACUGCGUGAGCAAAGCCGGCGUUCUGGCGUUGACCAGAGGACGCGUCCGCACCCCCAUGAUGGACUCAGUGCACCAGUCCUUGUCGGGAGUCACCUUCUCCGCGAACCCAUCAGCACUGCAGCGAGAAGCAGAACCUGAAGAAAUUGCCGCACUCAUAGGCUUCUUGCUCAGUGAUGAGAGUCGCUUUGUCACUGGAGCGGAAUAUAAGAUCGACGGCGAAUGUUGCAAAGACGAUCUUCAGCUUUGCUCUGAACAGCCGGGAUAUUUGGAGGACGUGCCAUCUGUGAGGGCAAAGGUCCAGCGGUUCUUUGACUUCUCAAGCCUUCACUAUCCGUGCCUGGACGAGGCACAGACGCUGGCGCAAUUUGGCGACUUUGUUCAAAAGCGCGAUCUGGAUCAGCCAAAUGCCGACGACUUGUGGGGAAUGGCAAUACUCCAUCUGUCCAUCGCUGUUCUGUCCAUCCUGGAAGACUUUCACUCGAGUGGCCACGACGAUAGCACCCCGGGAUGGACCAGAUUUCUGAAGGCCUCUCAUCUGCUGGACCAUGCCACUGCGAUGGGAGUGGGCAAUACCGCAACGAUCCAAGCAUGCACCAUGAAGGCGAUUUAUUUGACCUAUGCCGAGAAAUUCAACAUGGCAUACGAUGUCGUGGGCCAGGCCGUCCAGCUGUGUUACCUGGUCGGGCUCCACGAUCAGCCCAAGAACGGCAAACCGUUGAGCCCAUUUGAGGCUCACAUGCGCCAGAGGGUGUUUUGGACCACGUACUGCCUCGAGAAGAACAUCGCCUUUGCCAGAGGACUGCGACUGCCUUACCUGAUCUGUGAUAGCGACAUCAAUAUCCAGAUCCCGCCUUGCGCCUCUGACGACGACGACCAGAGAGUGGAGAUGCAGUAUCUUGACGAGGUCCAGGCGUUUUCAGACUACCUCCACAGCACGGUCCAAGCAACACGCCUGAGCACCGAGAUCUGGGAUUGCAUGCUCUGUCCCAACGCCAAAAGGCCCGUCGACGAAGAUAAGGUCAUGGCCAUCGACGCCAAACUCCAAAACAUUCUCGACCGACUGCCAGACUAUCUUUCCCUGGGGAGGAGAUCUCAGGUGGCGGCGUCGGCGGCAGCAUCGCAGCAGCAACGGCAGCAGUACCUCCAGGGAUCUCUUCGUCGGAUAUCUCGACGAGCAAGAAUCUUGUUUCUGAUGCGUCGGAAGGAGCUCCACGCGGGUAGAUUCUGGCGACGAGAUCGCCGGACUUGUCUGGACAUUGCGGACAAGACGGUCGCCACCGCCUACGAGUUCUACUUCUCGCCCGUGGCGGAACCUCUGGACCGGUACUCGUGCGCCAUCUACUUGCUGGAGGCUGUCUCGGUGCUGGCGGCCGUUCUGCUCGACGACAACGUCGACCGCGACUGUCUGGUCCAGGCGUCGACUUCUUUCACACGGGCCCUGGGCGUGCUCAGGACCACCACAGCCGGCCUGCGCCUGGCCAGGUCGAGCCUGAAGAGGAUGGAGCAGACUAUCGCCGCGGCCGAGACCAUCGCACGGUCUUUUGACCUGUCGUCCAACCACGCUGCGAUCGACCCUGCGCGCGAUGCUGCAACAUCGCCGACCAUUGAAUUCGACGCAUUCGGUCAACCGUGUAACCAGAGGCAGAAUAAUCCAUCUUCUAUUGGUCCCUUUCUAUUCAAUGAGCCACUUGACAUGGAGUUAUGGGCCGCGCUGGAUAGUACCAACGAGAUGGUUAAUUCUACUACCGAGCAACUACUCCUGAAUCUCUAG
This is a messenger RNA of Fonsecaea nubica, 2250 nucleotides long. RefSeq lists its product as hypothetical. Lineage: Eukaryota; Fungi; Ascomycota; Eurotiomycetes; Chaetothyriales; Herpotrichiellaceae. Gene Ontology annotation, biological process: DNA-templated transcription. The coding region runs from base 1 to 2250 and encodes 749 amino acids. The transcript is spliced from 5 exons. Gene Ontology annotation, molecular function: DNA binding; zinc ion binding; oxidoreductase activity, acting on the CH-OH group of donors, NAD or NADP as acceptor. The record is from RefSeq and is a predicted model, not a curated record.